UCGCCUCGCCUCGGCGCCUGCAGGCUACGGCGGGCGCGCUCCGUUAAUGGCUGAGCCAUUGGCCGCCGCGCGCGGUCGUUUCGCCCCGCCGCGCCCCUCCCCGCUGCCAGGAGGAGCCCAUCCGGGGGCGGCCUCGGAGCGGGGCGGGGCCGCCGGAAGCGGGGCCGUGGCCUCCCUGCUGCUGCUGCUGCUGCUGCUGCUGCUCCCGCCCGGGGCCGGGGGAACCCCCCCGCGGCUGUGCGGGAGCUGUCCGGGGCCGCCGCGCAACGGCUCCGUCGUGGCACAGUUCUGCGCCUCCAGGGCCGACUCGGAGCUGUGGGGCCGCUGCUGCGUGGGGAGGGGGUCCGGGCGGCAGCACCUGCUGGGGUUGGACCUGAGCAGCUGUUCCCUGCGGGCUCUCCCCAGCGCCUUCAGUGAGGCUGCGGCUGCCGUGGUGCUGGACCUGACGGAGAACCCGCUGGCGGCGCUCCCCGAUGGCUCCUUCCUGGGUUUCACGCAGCUGCAGCAACUAGUGGUGCCGCUGUCAGUGCCGUGCCCAGGCGGCAGCGGUGCAUGGGAGGAGGUGACGACGUAUGGCAGCGGCCGCCUGUGCCAGGGCCAGAGGAACCCCUGCAACGGCUCUGAGGAGCUCGUCCCACUGUGCCCUGAGAACGCCGCCUGCGCCCCGGAUGGCCCCGGCUUCUCGCAGUGCCUCUGUGCAGGCCCCUUCCACGGCUACAAGUGUCUGCGGCAGGGCGCCUUCCCCGUGCCGCUCUUCUGCAGCGUGCUGGGGACCGUGACAGCGGCACUGAGCCUCGCGCUGUGGGGCACCCAGCGCCGGCACGCAGCAGGGCCUUGACCACAACCAGGAGGGGCGGUGUGGGACGUGGCCGGACUGCGGGGCACGGAGUGAAUAAAGCGUGUGACAGUGA
Numida meleagris (helmeted guineafowl) is the source of this 911-nucleotide messenger RNA. RefSeq names its product all-trans retinoic acid induced differentiation factor (gene ATRAID). Gene Ontology annotation, biological process: positive regulation of osteoblast differentiation. Gene Ontology annotation, cellular component: intracellular membrane-bounded organelle. The coding region runs from base 47 to 838 and encodes 263 amino acids. The record is from RefSeq and is a predicted model, not a curated record. The transcript is spliced from 6 exons. Lineage: Eukaryota; Metazoa; Chordata; Aves; Galliformes; Numididae.